AUCAAAAUGGAGAGUGGGAUAGAAAGCGAAUCUGAAUCAGAAAAAGGAGCUGUGGAUUCCACCAUCAUGUCCGUAAUACCCUUUUAUAAAUCAGAGGUCCCUAAGCUGGAAAUCCCAUUGGCAGUACAGAAUGUCAUCUCUAGAAUUGAGCAAGCACAGCUUAAUCGAGCCAGAGAGGACAUUAAUAUGCAGCUGACUAACAUACUGCUCAAUGUGCAGCGGAUAGUAAAUCGCUACACUGCUGAUGAGAAUGUGCGCUCUGGAAGGAAAAUCUCCUUUGUAGAAUAUAAGAAGCGGAGAAUAAAUUUCCUGGAUAAAAUAGUUACUUAUGCUAAGAACACUGAAAUUAAAGAAAAGACUCUUUGGUGCAUCCUGGCCUGGUUGGAAGAAUGGAAUGCCAUUUUGUCUGAGAUGACUGCAAUUGAUAUUGAGGAACACCAUCACUGGAUAGCAAAAAUGGAGUUUUUGCCAGAAAUGUUCAAAGCUAUUGAGAACAAUGUCAAGAUACUGAGUAGAAUUAGUGUAUCUUUGUUUGAAGAAAAGAAGAAACAAAAGAAAAAAAUAACAUCUAGAGGUACUCUGUGGAAAUCUUGGAAAGAAAGAGUUAUAAAGCGACCUGCAACAGCUCAUGCUUUAAGACCAGAUCAGAUGAUUAGUGAUGAAUUUGCAACAAAUACAAAGGUUUCAGAAAUUCAAGAUAUGCUACAGGAACUCAUAAACACUGCAAUGUUCAAUAAACUGGAAAAUAAUGCUAUUAAGUAUAUAUCAUCAACAGUAGUAAACCUUUCUAAAGCUUUGAGUACACUAAAUGAUGAAGUAAAAGUUUUUAACCUCCAAAGUGCUACUAUGUAUAUAAAUGAGACAAGUGAAAAAGAAAAAGAGGUCUCUCUAAAGAUAAUACAAGAUCUCAGUGAACAAAAUGAAAUACUUCAGCAGAAACUUCAAGAUGCAGAAGAAAAAUAUGAACAAUUUAUUUGGUCCAAAGGUGUUGUAGAACACCAAGUAUGUAUAGCAUUACCCACAUCAACCUUAAAAGUGUUGCCUGAGCUUUCUCCACAAUCAUCCAUUGCCAUUAGCAAAGACGACAUAGGAAGCAGUAUGGAAAAUAUUUUGGUUAAAGAAUUUGAAAAUAUUAUGGACGAGGCCCAAACAAAAGGGACCAAAGCCUCGGGAAUCAAGUGGGACUCAGCAUUCUCACAUAUAGCCCCAGUUGAAAUGACUCCAGAUUUAACUGAACAGCAAUAUCCUUUACCUGAAAAAAAACAAAAAGAGUCUUCUAAAGGUAUCAGUGAAGAGAACGUAUCACAGAAAGAAAAGCAAACUGAAAGCUUAUAUAUGCAUGAGACCUCUGGAUCACAUCUGAGUCAUGAUGAAGGUAAACAGAGAGUCUCACAGCCCAACCCUGAUCUCCACUUGGAGCUACAGGCACUGGAAAAGGAUAGAAAAGAAAUGAAAUCCUUUUCUGAAGCCAAACCAAAGUCAUUUACUGUAUCAAAAAGUCACGAUGUCCCUGCUGAUUACCCUUCUACUGACACAAAAAGACAAAGUGGCAAAAAUGGAAUAGGUGGUAUAUGGGAAAGACUCAGGAAGGCAAAACCUGAGUAUUCACAUGAAAAAAGCCAGAUUUCUUCAGAGAAUAUAGAGGAACCCACCACUGAGUCAAUGGACAAAGAGAGCAAAAGUGAGAUGAGUAGCCAAGCAGAGCAAUUCUGGUUGACUCAACGUGGUUAUUCCUUUGAGAAAGUGAAAACAAAAGGAAAUAAAGACCAGAUCUCUCCAAGAACCACCACAAGCAAAGAGGGAAGAUCUGAGGAGGACAUCAUAGCCUUCGCCAAGGAAGUCAACUCUCAUGAACUUGUUAAGUCACAAUCUAGGAUAGCAAAAUCUUCAGAAUCUACCAGAGUUCUAGAAAGUCCAGAUGGCAAAAGUGAAGAGAGUAACCUAGAAGAAUUUCAAAAAGCUAUAAUGGCUUUCCUAAAAGAGAAAAUUGAUAACAUAGGAAAGCCUUUGGAUAAAAAGACUGUGCCAAAAAAGGAGUUAUUAUUAAAAAGAGCAGAGGUUGAAAAAUUAGAAAUCAUAAAGGCAAAAGUAGAGGAAUAUUUCCAAACUGUGGCUGAAACUGUGGCAAAAAUCUUGAGAAAAUAUAAAGGUAUAAAAAACGCAGAACAAGUUGGAGAGAAACCUAUGAAACAAAAAAAAGAAGUCUCAUUUAUGCCAGGAUUGCAUUUUCAGAAGCCAAUUAGUGCAAAGGCUGAAAUAAGCACCUUACUCUCAUCUAACAGCAUGGACCCAUUAAUUGGCAAUCUAAUACAAAUGAUCUUGACUGAAAUAGAAGGUGAAAAAGAUGCUCCAGUAGCCUCAACAGUAGGGAGAGACCACAAGGAAAAGGAAAAACAGAGGCGGGAGGAAUAUUUGCAAAAAGGUCAAGAAAAAGUAUUUGUUAAAGGUCUCAAACACCAUUUGCAAGAGGAGGGGAGUUUCUGGAAGAAGAGUUAUGAAAUGGUAAAUAAAAAAUUAGAGAAGGAAGAGUCAUGGCUCCAAAUGAAGGAGAGAAAGCAAAGGCAACAGAAGCAGGAACAGUGGCAAGAAGAGGAAGUGUGGAAGGAACAACAAAAACAGGCUGAGCAAGAUGAUGAGCAAAUGCAAAGAAAAGAGGAGGAAAAAUAUCAGAAGCCAAAACAGCAGCAGCUGGAGGCAUGGAAUCAAAAAAUGAAAGCACAAGUAGUACCCUUGGAGAAGGAGGAACAGCAGAUGAAGCCGGUUCAGAAGCAAGUGAGACAUCUGAGGCUGGAAACAAACAGGGAGAAAGAAGAGAAGCAGAAGCCAAGGAGAAAUGUAGAGGACCAUGAACGGCAGAAGAAGAAAAAACCAAAGGAUCAGAGGAAGAUCAACUCUGAAGAACUAGAAAAGAUGUUCAGCCAAACUUCAGUGACAUUGUCUCCCAAGUGGAAGAGCAUACGGAAAGUAGUAUCCCAGUUACACCAAAGGAAAGAGUUCCAGGGGCAUCUUAAAACGUUAGAGAAUCUUGCUGAUGGAAAGCACCCCAUACCAAUCUCUCCUUCUCCAGCCACACAAUCAUCAUCACCUGGGGCCUUUCCAAUUUCUGGACUGCCUUCCACAAAGACCCUCACUUUAACUCCUCAACAGGCCCAGGCAUUGGGGAUCACUCUGACUCCGGAGCAGGCCCAGGCACUGGGGAUCACUCUCACCACUCAGCAGGCACAGGCCCUGGGAAUCACUGUUACUCCUGAGCAGGCACAGGCACUGAGGACCACUGUCACUCCUCAGCAAGCCAAGGAACAGGGGAUCACUCUCACUCCUCAGCAGGCCCAUGAACUGGGGUUCACCCUCACUGAUAAGCAAGCCCAGGCACAGGGGAUCACUCUCACCCCUAAGGAGGCACAGGCACUGGGGAUUUCUCUCACCUCUCAGCAGGCCCAGGCACAGGGAAUCACUCUCACCCCUCAGCAGGCACAGGCACGGGGGAUCACUCUCACCCCUCAGCAGGCCGAGGAAUUGGGGAUCACCCUCAUUGAUGAGCAGGCCCAGGCACUGGAGAUCACUCUCACCCCUCAGCAGGCUCAGGCACUGGGGAUCACUCUCACUCCUAAGCAGACCCAGGCACAGGGAAUCACUCUCACUCUUCAACAGGCCCAGGAAAUGGGGAUCACUCUCACCCCUCAGCAGGCACAGGCACUGGGGAUCAUUGUCACUCCUGAGCAGUCAUGGGUACAGGGGAUCCCUCUCACUUCUGAACAAGUCCAGGCAUUGGGAAUCACUCUCACCCCUGAGCAGGCCCAGGCAGGGAGGACCAUUCUAACAUCUCAGCAGGACCAAGCACUGGGAAUCACUCUGAGCCCUGAACAGGCACAGGCACAGGGGAUCACUCUCACCCCUGAGCAGGCACAGGCACUGGGCAUCCCUGUCACUCCUGAGCAGUCCCAGGCACAGGGGAUCACCCUCACCCCUGAACAGGUUCAGGCACAGCAGAUCACUCUCACUCCUCAGGAGGCUCAGGCACAGGAUACCACACUGACCCCUCAGCAGGCCCAGGCACAGGGGAUCAUUCUCACCCCUCAGCAGGCCCAGGCACAGGGGAUCACCCUCACCACUGAGCAGUCCCAAGCACAGGGGAUCACCCUUACCCCUCAGCAGGCCCAGGCACAGGGAUUCACGCUGACCCCUGAACAGGCACAGGCACAGGGAAUCAUGCUGACCCCUGAACAGGCACAGAGGAUCACCCCCACCCCUCAGCAGGCACAGGCACAGGGGAUCACCCCCACCCCCCAGUGGGCCCAGGCACAGGAGAUCAUUCUCACCCCUCAGCAGGCCCAGGCACAGGGGAUCACCCUCACCCCUCAGCAGGCACAAGCACAGGGGAUCACCCCCACCCCUCAGCAGGCCCAGGCACUGGGGAUCACUCUCACCCCUGAACAGGCACGGGCACAGGGGAUCACUUUCACCCCUGAAAAGUUCCAGACACUGGGGAUCACUGUCCCUCCUGAGCAGGCACAGGCACAGGGGAUCACCCUCAUCCCUAUGCAGGCCCAGGCACUGGGGAUCACUCUCACCCCUGAACAGGCACAGGCACAGGGGAUCACUUUCACCCCUGAAAAGUUCCAGGCACUGGGCAUCACUGUCCCUCCUGAGCAGGCACAGGCACAGGGGAUCACCCUCAUCCCUGUGCAGGCUCAGGGGAUCACUCUCACCCCUCAGCAGGCACAGGCACUGGGGAUAACUCUCACUCCUGAGCAGGCCCAGGUCCAGGGGUUCACCCUUACCCCUCAGCAGACCGAGGCACUGGGGAUCACUCUCACCCCUGAUCAGGCACAGGCACAGGGAAUCACUCUCACCCCUCAGCAGGCACAGGCACUGGGAAUCACUCUUACCCCUGAGCAAGCCCAGGCACAAGGCAUUACCCUCACAUCUGAGCAAUUCAAAGCAUUGGCCUGGAAAUUGGGGGUCCCUAUCACUCCAGAAAAUGCCUGGGUCUCAGCUGUCACUCUUAUCCCUGAACAGACCCAGGCUUUGGGUGCCCCUCUCUCCUUAGAACAGGCUCAAGCAUUAGGGAUUUCUCUCUCUCCAGAACACUUGUGGGAAUCAGAUAAGUCAGAUAAAUCCCAUGCCUUAGGAUUUCCCUUUACUCUUCAGCAAGUCCAACCUUUGGGAGCCUCCUUUAUCCCAGGACAAUCCCAUCCUAUGGGGGUGGAUGACCUAAAAUCAAGAGCACCUCUUAUUAAUGAACGGCUCUCACCACCUGGGGUCCAUCCUCUUUUAGAACAUACCCUGAAAGUUGGGAUCGUGCCUGUUAGUGAUAAAUCUGUCACACCAAGUGCUCCUCACAUUUCUAAGCAGUUCCCCACAUUGGAUUCUUCCAGGCUUAGAUCAUUUCAAAAAUUGAAGGCUUCUGUCCUUCCUAGGCAACCCCCAGCAUCUGCUCCUAUUGCUGAGAAGUCCUCUCCUAUUCCCUCGCAGAUAUCACUGUCUCCUACUUCCCAAGCCCCUGGUAAAUCGCUAGGAGUGAGAAUUCCUUCUGAGUCUAGGAAACUCCUUGCACCACAGACUUUUCCAUCGUCUAAACAGACCCUGUUUUCUAAAAGUCAACCCACCUCUGUUCAGUCUGUAGCACCAGAGGUCCCACUGACCCCUGGGAAGUUUCCCAUAGCUGGGACCCUGCCAACUUCAGGGCAGCCCCUUACACUGGAGACCCUUCUUGGUCUUCGGCAGUUCUUUACCUCUUGGACUCCUCAGUUACCUCUGAUAUCAGAAGACCCUCUUGCCCCCAGGCAGCCCCUUGUAUCUGGAGUCCCACUCACCUCUGCACAGAUUCCUGGUCUCUUGGCUCCUCCUUCUCCUAGGAAGCCCUUUGUUCCUGGGACCUCUUCCAUCCAUGGGGAGCUCUUGGAACCUAGACCCUUAACACACUCUGAGCAGCCCCAGGCAUCUCAGCCUGCUGCUACUUGUGAGCAAUCUUUCUAUCUACAAGCCCCUUCUACCCUUGGGCAGCAUCAAGCUUCGCCACUGUGGAUCCCUCCCACCCCUGGGCAUCCUCCAACACUGUGGACCUCCCCAACUCCUGGAAAGCCCCAGAAAGAUCUGUCUUCUUCUGUCUCCAAGAAAAGUAAGGAAAGAUUGGCAAUUUCUUCUCUGAAAUCUAAAUCAGCAUUGGUUCAUCCCAGUGCUGCAGAUUUCAAGGUAACUCAAGCCCCUUUCACCACCAAGAAGUUCCAAAUAUCAGAGGUCUCUGAUACUUCUGAAGAAAUCCCAAUAUGCCAUGAUCCUAUUGCAAUGGAACAAUUUAGAACAAUUCAGUCCUAUCUUACUAAUUACAGGGCACCAGUAUCACAAACCCCUUACCUUCCCACUCUCAUGAAGCCUAUAACAUCACUACCUUCUCUUACAACUAAACUACCCAAAACAUCACAGAUCUCAUCUUCUGGAUGGGAUCACAAAUCCCAGUUCCCCCCUAUAGACAAGCCCUGGAUACUGACUUCAGUUUCAUGUUCCAAGAAACCCAAGAUGAUGGUGCCCCCUUCUACUCCCCAAGAGUUCACAGAGCAGAGGUAUUUUGUUGAUGUGGAGGCUCAGAGAAAGAACCUGAUACUCUUAAAUCAGGCCACAAAAGCUUCUGGACUUCCUUCACAGCUACACACAACAGCUAGGAAUCUCAUAAUUGAGACACUUCAUUUGGACACAGUUCGGCUGGGAUACUUAUUCCACAAGUACAUUGCUUACAGGCUGAUCCAGCGUGCAAGAAACAACCUAAUCAGGCGAUUACAAGCGAUCCAAAACACUGGGAAAGGUUAUGAAACCCGGAACCUCUACAUAAUGCUGAGCAGAAUUGAUGAGUACCAGAAAAAGGUGAUGCAGGUCUGGACCAACAAGCAGAAGUCUUUAGAGAAGAAACGGAAUCAGUGCCUGAGGAAAAUGAUAUUCUUAUUUAGCCAGCUUCAACAGACGUAUAAAUUGAAUCUUAGUCAACCUAUCCCUCUCAUUAUCAACAAAAAGCAGAUACCCACCUCUACCAAAUCUGUUCAACAACCAUUCCUAGAGCUGCUAAUAGAAGACAGAAAGUCUGACACGUUCAAGAAAUCUCGCCAGCAAGAAGACCAAAUGCAAGCCAUCUGGAAUGCUGAUCUGUCUACUUCAAGCUACCCAAUAACAGAGAAGACAUCAAUACACUCACUCUGGGCCCAGCUGGGUGGGUACCCAGAUAUUCCUAUGCUACUCCAGUUAGAUGUUCAAUCUACCUUCAGAAAAUCUCUUGGAUCCAUUAAAUCACAGUUUAAGAAGAUUCCCAAGUGACUGUAAAAUUAAAUACAAGCAUGUUGAAAGUGAA
Hyaena hyaena (striped hyena) is the source of this 7339-nucleotide messenger RNA. RefSeq names its product family with sequence similarity 186 member A (gene FAM186A). The transcript has 17 exons. The record is from RefSeq and is a predicted model, not a curated record. Gene Ontology annotation, molecular function: phosphatidylinositol-4,5-bisphosphate phospholipase C activity. The annotation marks the transcript as partial. Gene Ontology annotation, biological process: lipid metabolic process; intracellular signal transduction. Lineage: Eukaryota; Metazoa; Chordata; Mammalia; Carnivora; Hyaenidae.